Molecule: messenger RNA, 6741 nt
Organism: Pecten maximus
Lineage: Eukaryota; Metazoa; Mollusca; Bivalvia; Pectinida; Pectinidae
Product: flocculation protein FLO11-like
Exons: 9
Coding region: 1852-4935 (1027 amino acids)
Cellular component (GO): extracellular region
Molecular function (GO): chitin binding
Source: RefSeq, a predicted model, not a curated record
ACGUGAAUACAGAGAGCUCCACGGUCAGGUUGUAUCAGAACACAGGGACAUACAUUUGGCAAAGAUGACUUGACAGUUACAGAAAAUUUAACGUUUCGGGAGCUUUUAUUUUUCGUGAAGUAUUCAUGUGAUCAGACAUUUUAUUAACAACAACAAUGGGGAAAAUUCACGUUCUACCAAUCUUUAUUUCUGUUCUGUACGUUUGGAUUAUACUCACACCUUCGUUAUGCCAGGAAGAAGGUGCUGGACCAGCCGAUACUGGCAAUGCUACCACUGUCGACUCUGAAAGUAACACGACAGCCUCAAAUACUUCUGAAUCCUCUAGUAACAUGACAACAGGAGCAGAGAUCAGUGAUACUAAUACUACUAGUCCCAUGAACUUUACUGAUACAAACAACAGUACUUCUAACAACACUACGUCGGAUACCAGUAGUGCCAACUCUACUGCAGACAAUAUCACCACUAACUCUAGUCUUGUUAAUACAAGUUCAGAUGAUAUAUUAGACACAAAUACAACACUAUCCGAUAAUUCUACUACAAUAUCGUCGGAUAAUAACUCAACAUUUUCGGGAAAUGAGACAUUUGUGGAUAACAAUACGACACUUUCAGAUAGCAACACAACCGUUGACGAUAACAAUGCAACGGUAUCCGAGAGUAAUACAACUCAAAUGGAUGGCAACACGACUGUUACAGAUUUUAAUUCAACGGGUUCAAUAAAUACUACGACGUCAGAAAAUAUUACCAGAGCAACCAAUAUGAGUACAUCAGAUGAUAUGUUUUUAACAAGUAAUAUCUCAAAGUCAGAAAAUAUGACAAACGCUGCUGGCGAUGAUUCUUUCUCCAUGAACGUGACGACAAACAAUGAAACAGACAUCGUUAUCGGGGGUGUCUUCAAUUCUUCGGUUUCGGAUGAUACAACGAGUACUGUUACAGCUGCUCCUGAAUCCGACAUUAUAACUUCCACUAUUGCCACUAGUACAGAAAUUCCUAUCUCACCAAAUAUGGAGGAAAAUCUCGGAUUGGAGCAAUCUCCCUUUGAUACCGGUAUGGGCGGAGGUCUGGAUCCUUUUGAUGAUCCUUUUGGCAAUCCAUUUGGCGAUGGACCUGAAGGGGAUCCUUUCGGAGAGGACAUUUUUGGCCCAGAACCAGCCCAAUUUGACUUAUGCACUGAACCCCCAUGUGAGCCCCCUGCUGAAGUAGUGACUACCCCAAAGCCUGUCACUCCUCCGCCACCCCCUCCCCCACCUCCCCCACCAGCCGCGGCAUCACAAGGUUUCGAUAUGUUGUUUAAUGACCAAGAAAAAUUUGAAUUAAAAAGACUCCCACAGAUUUCUUUACCUGUACCAAAGUCAAACGUUCCCUCGAGAAACAGACAAGACGCUUUUGAAAGAGAAAGGAAAACAAAAAUUGCCAGAAUUGAAAGACUACGAAAUUUAUUUAAGUCAUUUAAUGCCGGAGUACCAGCUUUUGGUGGUGUCAAUUUUUUUAAUCCCACAAAGGAAUUUGCAUCGAUUUCCCAGAAUACUGAAAAUCAGAUUAGUUCAACACAAAAUAAUAAUUUAAACCAGAGAGACCAAACUAAUCCAUUUCCAUCUAAUAACAAUCCAAUUCCAUUCAAUAACAAUCCAAUUCCAUCUAAUAACAAUCAAAUUCCAUCUAAUAACAACAUGUUUGUAUCAAAUGAAGUGCGUGAAAACAUUGCCAGUAAUAACAUUAAUAAUAUAAACAAAGGUAAUUCUGAUACAGGAAAAACGUCUGAAAACAGAAUUGAAAAACCUUCAAAACCUAAUAAUAUAUUCAAUCCCCCUACUUUUACCUAAUCCUGACGCUGGUCAACCCGUACAAACAGCUAUGAAAAGUGCAGUUCGGUCAAGUGGUGUUGCCCCUCCCCCUCCUCCUCCCCCACAACUAGAUAAGUCUAUUACUAGGGAUGCUACGUUCGCUAAGUUCUUUGGCCAGCAAGAGGCAAGUGAACCGGCCAGAUCAAUUCUUGGAUCAACAAACUCGGUAGUUAAAAACAGCCAAUCGCCCAAUGUAAAUAAUGUUAAUACUAAGUCUGCCAAUUCCGGAAAUCAGCCAUUUGCAUGGCCUUAUCAGGUACCAGGUUCGUCAAAGACGUCGACACAGACUGGAUCUGCCCAGAGAGUGGUUAAUAGUGUGGUAAAUGAGGCGCCUGCAGUAUCAAGCUGGCUAGAUACAACACCAUUCAUGAGUGAUCCUGCUGGGGGCCGAAUCAUUGACACCUCUAUCAUGUCCUCCGUUUCAUCCAAUGCAUUAGACAAGCAACUCGGCCUGGCAGCAUCGCGAAUAGGAAUUCCUUUCGUUGGGUUGGGAGAUAUAACAGAAACUCUUAACACUAAAGAGUCGCCGACGAACAUAAGGACUAGUCCAUUUUCAUCAUCUGGAAGAAGUUCGGCUUCAACAAUUCAAAAAUCCGCUCCCGGUGUACCGAUGAACCCUGACAGUUUGUUUCAAACCCCUCCGAUGGAUGUCAAUACAAAUCCUUUUUCUGCAAGACGUCCAGGUGUUCCAGUCUGGGACAAGGCUGACCCAGCACUAAUAGAGUUUGGGGUUCCAAGCCGAUCUUCAACAUCCUCGAGAAAUCGGGAUAUGACUGACAUAUGGAGAAACGCGCGGCUACCAACUGCUGGCUCAACACUUUCCAAAAAAUCCGGAUCCGUAAGUCAACAAAACCAAAAAACACCAACUAGAGACCCUCCCUUUAUAUUUAAGCCAAAGCCAUCAUCAAACCUCGGCAGUAACAUUUUUAACAACCCAAGUCCACCACAACUUUCUUCGUCCAAUGUUGAGCAACCUCCUCCUCCCCCGUCGAAAGCAGGAGCAUCAUUGUUUCGGCCACAGUUUGAGCAACCACCUCCUCCGAAAAACCUUCCAUUUUCAGAUUUAAAUGCUGAAUCCUCCGGAGGGAUACCACCUCCUCCACCACCACCAGGAAGGAUAGGUUACGACGCCUCUGAAAUAUUUGCUAAAAUAACUGGGGCUUCAUUUGGGAGAUCAGGAACAGGUGAAAGUGUCAUCACCACCAAGCGGUCACCUAGAUUCGUCGAAGAUAAACUUUCUGCUAUGCAUGGUGAUCCUAGCUGGGAAAACAAAUUCUUCAAACCUUCCUUUGACAAGAAACCAUUUGACGGUUUCAAUUCGUUAAAAAUGCAAUCAAAUCAGAAGAGCUUUUUUCCUUCAAUAGAUAAUAAUAUAAAGUCAUCUAAAAACACAAAUAUUCCAUGGAGUCCCUCAGGAAAUGUACAAACUGGUUCGAUAUCAAAUCAGCCUUCUAUGCCUGUUGCACAAGCCGCACGAGAGGUGUUACCGAUAACAGAAAAUUCUGAAACUACAACGACAAGCACAUUGCCACCAAUUGUAGACAUUAAGUCAGAACAGGAAGCUGGUGGAAUAUCAACGAGCUCUCUUGGCGGGCUAAGCUCAACUGACUCAUUAAAUAUACUGACAGAGACAACUACAGCUGCUGCUAUAGAAACUGCAAGUGAAACUGUGUUUUAUACAUUGGGUAGUAGCACUCCGUCCUCAAAUCUAAACAUAGAGCUUGAAGGAACUGAGACAACUGCCACUAAUAUAUUAGAUACAUCUAGCGUAGAUACUGGCUCGGUUGUUUCGAAUCAAACACCUGAUAUACCUAAUCCAACACCUGUGGAAACAAACAUUAAACCUGUACUGACAAGUGAGACGUUCCCAGCAGCUAGUCAGGCCCAGCUUCGGGAGUUCACUAAUGCUGCAGAAAUCUGCCGAAACUGUAACUUCAUAAACGGCUAUUGUCGACUCGAGCUACCUGGCAACUGUAACCGGUUUAUAGAGUGCUCGAAACAUGACAAAGAGGUGCGAGCUUUUGAGAAAGAGUGUUCACAUGGUCUGUUUUGGCACCAAGGCAAUCUCACGUGCGAGCGACCACUCCGAGUAAAAUGUGCAUACGAUCCCUGUUUACAACGCGGCGUAUCAAAUCAUACAUACAUAGGAAACUGUCGGGCGUACUGGAGUUGUAAACGUAGUUACUCAAGUGCCCGAUGCUGCGCCAAGGGGUACGGGUACGGACCUCACCAGGACGGCCGGUUUGGCUGUAUACCAAUGCCGGACUGCAAGGAUGAUGGGCAGUGUAUGUCAAAGGAGGAGAGAGCUAACCUCACCCUGAUUAAUGCCAACAAACCAAAAGAGUGCAACUUGCUCGCCAAUCCAUCUGAUCUCUUCAGUUACAAAAGAGGGUCGCUCACCCUGCCCUGCGCUCCAGGAACACGUUUUGAUCAAGAACAAUGCACGUGCAUAACGAGUCAGGCAGCACCUAUUUCAAGAGUUUGUGAAAAAGAUAUGUACCUCGAUUUUGAAGCAGACAUGAUAGGUACCUUCAAGGACAAAUCAGGACAGGGAAAUACAGUAAAGGAGAAGGACGUUCGGUCAGACAAUCGGGGUAGAGCUAUAUUUAACAAGGACAGUGCAAUCACACUAUGGAAGUAUUCCAACCAGAACAUCGGAUCCUCAAUAGCAAUCACAUUCAGCUUCCUGUCAUAUCGCUACUCUUCCCGGAUGCAGACUUUACUGUCUAAUUGUGAUCAGAAAUCCGGAAUAGCCGCUAUAGAUAUAACGCUGGAUACAUGGAAAAGUGUGAUCGAUUUCAAAAUUGAAACUACUCAGAGCCCAGGCAAUAAAAUAAGUUUACCGUAUAAUGCUCUCCAGUGGAACAAUGUUACAAUGAUCUACGACGGGGGAAGUUUUGUGGCGGCUGUGGGUGAUGAAUACGAACUUAUGUUCAUUCAAGGUGAGAUCCCCAGCAAACAUCCACCUCUUCUGAUAGGAGGUUGCUCCGCGAAGGAAAAAGAAGGCCUGUUAGGGCUCGUCGAUGAUGUAUCGAUAUACAAUGGAUGUAUACCAGAAGAUCUUAAGAAUCUUUAUCUGUUCGCUAGGAAAUAAUGUUAGAAACAAAUAAUGUAAAGACGUUUGAAGCAAAGCUCAUAGUCGUUAUGUUAGAUGAAGACUCAGAAGAGGAAACUGGUGACACUGUGCAAAUGGCGAACGAGUUCAUACCCUGAUAAAAUUGACGCAUAGACGUGAUAUCAGUGAACGACUUCUCGUUGGUAGUGAAAUAAGUAAAAUAGAAAGGAUAUACUUGUGGAUAUAUGCAUUAACAAACGGAGAAGUUGGUAAAAAUGAAACUCAGGAAAUUCCGUUUCCAUGUAUACCUGGAGAUGAUCCACUAAGUCAUCACGUGUGAAAACAAUAUUAUUAUCAUACAUGUUGACAUUAGUAUAUCGAAGCAACUUGGGGCUUACGAGAAAAAAGUCGUGUGUGUGUUUACAAGAUUUCGAUACACGAUAUUAGGAUGACUUUUUAUUUUUAUAAAUACAAUAUUCUGUAAUAAAACUGAUGAUUACUGGAAUAAAGCAACGCAUCCAAAAGUAUAACUAACAAAUCACCCUACCUCGUAACCAUGGCAAUGACUUGAUGUAUACAUAUACACCAGUGCGACCACGGCAGGUGAGAACUCGAUAAUACAUGAGGAACGCAUUGCGUAUAAAAUAUUUAAGAUAAAAUUCUCAAAAUCAAGUUAAUAUGCUAGGCAUGGUAGUUAAAUUGAUUAACUGAUAAUGUUAACUAAAUGUUGUUUUUCUAAAUCAUUUCUUCCAUCCACAUCAUCAUCGUCAAUACCGGUGUAGAUAGUUAAUUUAAUCAACUUUGUAAUUUAUAUAACAAUAAAAACAAUUAUAUUUGUAUUUAUGUAUAUAUGUGGUUUUGUCCGCUAUGACUUUUGUUAUGUUUAUGUCAUUUAUAGAGCAAAUACUACAGCUUGUGUAUUAAAAAGACAUAUUCCGAAUUCGUAAAAAAAAUGAAGUAUAUCUAGAGUAAAGUCAUAUUACCCAUUGCACACUAUCAUUAAAUAUUAUGUUAUUCCACAAACAAUUUCAUCAUGGGGUCAAGUGGAUACUGACAUGUAUAUCUAUCAUGAUGUCACAUGACAUUUGACCAAUGAGACACUGACAUGUUUAAUAUCUCUUGCAUAUCGGAUAUUUGACAUAAGGGAAUUCAAAUAAAGCAAUUACAUGUUUAGACAAAAAUACUUAUCUCAGACAAAUCGUAAACUGCUAAAUCAUCGUUGGAUAUUUACCUUAAAAUUAAAUUAUGAUAUUUACAUUUCAUAUAUCAAGCAUAAUCGGUAUCAUAUACCUAACCUUAAAAUUCAGUCUCAAUGGUUAAGUGUUAUCUGAUUGUGUACUUAUUUACCAAAAGAAAAAUAGAUGCACUUAUUGCUAUAAAUGUAGUAUCACAUUGGUGAAAAGCCAGUCUUAAGAUAUAUCUCUGUGCAUGUUAGCACUAGUUCAAUGUAGAGACGAAGCACUGCACCUUUCAUCUAGCAUCACGUGAUAUACCUUUAAGUCAAUCAAAGUUUGUUAUCUGGACCUCUGAUAACUCGAAGAUUUUGCUUAACGAAAUAAAACUUCAGUUCCGCCAGUAAAAUUCUAGAUAAAAUAGAUUCGGUUGCUCGAGAUAUCUCGAAGUUUUGAUUGCCCCGCAGACUUCGAGAGAAAAGGUUCGAUGUAUAUAGAAGUAAAAUGUAAUUGAUAAUGCUUUGUUUUAUACAUUACUUAAACAUAUGUUCUAUUCAUCUCCAUUCAACAUCACACAGAGGUUAUUUAUUCACAUUGUUCACACUUUUGUCCAUUGUAUACUUUUAUCUAAUGUUAGUGUUGGAACGAAAUAAAAUAAUGAUGUAUAUGUGUA